AUGUUGAAGGCACCUGGACACAUCAAGUGUAUAUUCUAUAGUGAGUUCCACCCAAAGAAAGGCCCUCGAAUAACGUAUCAGGUGCCCACGAAUUAUAUCAGUAAAGAAGUGUUCGAUGCUCUACACGUUUACAUCAUCACCAAACCCGAAUUGCAGACCCGGCUGAUCACAACAAACGCACUGGGCCAUACGAUUGUGGGAUGCCCAGUGUGUAUCGAUGGCGUCAAGUACAAACGCAAUGCCCUGAUAUUUAACCUCUGUCUGGUUUUUGAUGUGGACACCCCGACUUCUAAAUACGAAGUGGUGGUGAAAAAACUCUCCACUUAUCUGACACAAUUAGAGCUGGAUAGAGGGUUCCUAUCACAGGUAGACAGCAAGAAAAUGUUACCGGACAUGCUCCACAUUAUACGGGCAGAGCUGAAUAGGAAUGGAUAUUGCAGCAUCUCAGUAAACGAGGUUGACACGAUUCAUCUUAAGGUGUCCCCUUACGUUACCCAGCUCCCCCAAAUAGAAGACCAAGACGUUCCCCAGCUGCUACCAGAGUUCGAAACUCUCAGUGCUCAGGAUUGGGAUCUCACAACACAACAAAUCAUUGGUUUUAUAGAUGGCUUUAAUCACGUUGUACGGAUUGCUUCGGAGGCGGGAGUUGAAUCGAACCUGGUGAAAGCCUGUGUGCAGAAUUUGCUGCACUACAAAGUAGUAAAACUGACAAGUAGUUUUCAGUACUCUAAUGUGUACACAACUACACCUAGACUAGCGGACCUGUCCGGAGACAAAAACCUGCAGGAGAAGUGCAUUAAGUUUGUGACAAAUCAUGGGUGUUCAGUGCCCACAUUCCGAGACGUGUUCAUGUUUUACUGCAGUUUUACCCCGGGGACGACUGUCAGGGACCUGUGUGUAAGGUAUAACCCCUCCGGGCUUCGCAUAGACGAGAAGAAACUGGUUCAGUAUGGACUGAUGAAAGGAUACAUUAGGCGAUUGUACAAGUACCCAAUUAAACUGCUAGACGCUGAGUACACCAAGGGGAAACAACUCUACGAAUUUUGCAAUGGUUGUCAUAAUUAUGACGAAAUAUGCUGUAAAACAGGCUUAAGUACUCAGGAACUGGAAGAGAAGUUGGAGAAAGACCCAAACAUAGUUAUUAUAUGGAAAUAA
Messenger RNA from Liolophura sinensis, 1155 nucleotides. Its product is annotated as GATOR1 complex protein NPRL2-like. Gene Ontology annotation, biological process: positive regulation of autophagy; negative regulation of TORC1 signaling; cellular response to amino acid starvation. The transcript has a single exon. Gene Ontology annotation, molecular function: GTPase activator activity. The record is from RefSeq and is a predicted model, not a curated record. Lineage: Eukaryota; Metazoa; Mollusca; Polyplacophora; Chitonida; Chitonidae. Gene Ontology annotation, cellular component: vacuolar membrane; GATOR1 complex. The coding region runs from base 1 to 1155 and encodes 384 amino acids.